AUGCGGGUGUACAAGUUUUUGCAACACAAGCACGUUUUCAUUUUCCUCACGACCUGGUGGUUAGCAGAUGCCACUCGUGCCUCCCUGCUCUUCUUGGAGCGAGCAGUUGCCCAUCAGCCGGUGUUUGCACGGGGUGUCUGGCAGGCCUUUAUUUGGUGCGGUGCUGGUCCUGUUGCUCGCCUGGUCGAAAAAUCGGUCAGGGGCGAGCCGGUACCGGCCCUGGACAAGGUGCAGCCCAACAGCCUGAACAUCCUGAAGUUCCCGCUGAUUGCAAUGUUCUGGAACAUGAUCUUCUACAUGGUCUGCUUAGCCUACUUCACGGACUGCAAGUUCUUUGAUGCAAAGCCAAAGUUGGACAUGGUGCAGUGUGCGGCAAAGUAUGAGGACUUCUACGGCUUCUGCACCUACAUGCCUUGCCUCUUGCAUGUCUGCCGGGCAUACUAUGCCAUGUAUUCUCAGGGUGGACUUGUAGUCUUCGGUGACGGUUUCUGCAUGGGCAGCGGUGGCUUCAUCAAGAAGAUGUCGAGCACUCCAAAUGUCAACAGGCAGCGAUACGGCUUCAAGUCCUUCUUGCAGGAGUGGUCUCACCAUCUAGGAGGUGGUGCCUAUCCAGGCCCUUGGGCGCAGGAAAGCUGCCCGCGUGAGUUGCAAAUUGAAAUGCUAGAGCUGUUGAAGGACGCGGAGGGGAGCGGGGACGAAGUGGGGAGUGCGAAGCUGCUUAGCCAGCGUUGUACGGUGAUUGAUGAGCCUCUGCUGAAGACGAGUGGGGCCCUAAACCAGGAGGUUGACGCACCAUUGAAGACAAAGGUGAUUCGCCUUGUACUGCGGGUACUCUUCCUUGCGCUGGCUGCAAACACCCUCGUCACGGAUGCCCAGAUGGCCAUGAGCUCUCUGGCUCAUCUCCAGGGCCUCCAGAAGAUGCACGCUUUGGCGCUCGUGCUCGCCUUCAGUCCCAACACUGUGGCUGCAGUAGCUGCAGCCUGGAUGAUCGAGGUAAAAAUGACUUGGACCCGCCGGUUUUUCCUUCAGCCUAACAAGCUGAGCAUUCUGUCGGAUACUGUCGCCUUUGCGUACUGCGGCAGCCUGUGCUUCAUCUAUUUCUUCCCGCUCUUUCUCUUCGGCACGACCCAUGCUGUUCUGGGCUUCUUUGUGGUUUGCUAUGCUUUUGCAUACGACCUUCUCACGCUGCCUUGGAGGCUCGUUACGGGAGACAUGGCGGAGAUUUGGGUCGCUGUGCCCGUUUUCUUUGCGGGCAUGCUCCUGUCAAUGCUGUACACCACGGUCAUUAUUUGCUACUAUCUCAUUGUCAAGGGCCGAUACCCUGACGUCGCUCUUCGCGCGAAGACGCGAGGUGUCCAGGAAAGAAUCUUCAAGGAUCAGCUGCCGCAUCAGGUUGCUGCACGGAUUAUUGGCGCCGCAAGAGAUGCAGGGCUCGCCAAGCUUGGAAGAUCACCAACCGGAGGGUCAUCCCCAAGCUGGGGAAGCAUAGAGAUGGAUCCGAUGCCGCUCAACAAGGCGGACGAGGCCGAGGAGGUUGAGGAGGACGAGAAGUGCAUACUCAACGACGAGGGCCUGCUGCUGGCAUGUGGCGGCAAGGUGCUAGGGUGCCUCAGCAUGCCCAUGGUCCAGCUCUGCGUGGUCAUCGCUUCGCAGGUCUACCUGGGCCAUGGAUGCUGGGAUGCGGCCAGCGCCAGCUUCCAGGAGAGGAGAUGGGCUCACUACCUUGAGACACUGAGCCGUUUUGCUGCGCAACGGCCCUUCUCAUUGCUUUGGAUGUACAUCUAG
Messenger RNA from Symbiodinium pilosum, 1785 nucleotides. Lineage: Eukaryota; Dinophyceae; Suessiales; Symbiodiniaceae. The record is from the annotation of a GenBank genome assembly.